AUGUCUGACACAUCUGAAAAGACUGCUCGAGAGCUCCUUACCGAACUUCAAGCCUUGUUCGAGAAAUUAAAUGAUGCUCGACGACGAGGAGAUACGGCGACAUCCAGAACACUCGAACCCCAAGCGGUUGCACUGAUGCGCCGCAUCGGCGAUGCUUGCCCAAGCGAGUCUGGGAAACAACAUUGGUACGAUAGGGCCCAGGCCUUGCAGAACAGUAGCGAGGAAGAAAAGGAGCACGUUAUGUUGGCUAUUGCGAAGGGGUUGGGCAUUAUUCUACUAACACCAUUCGUAUUGGUUGGUGGUAUCGUUGGUGGUGCGGUCUUCGCGGCCGGGAAGGGUGUUCACGACCUCGGCUCUCGAUUGACAACGCCCAAGCCAAGAGAUCGAUAG
Molecule: messenger RNA, 390 nt
Organism: Rhizoctonia solani
Lineage: Eukaryota; Fungi; Basidiomycota; Agaricomycetes; Cantharellales; Ceratobasidiaceae
Exons: 2
Coding region: 1-390 (129 amino acids)
Source: RefSeq, a predicted model, not a curated record